AUGGAAAACAAUUCUCCCAGCUCGAGUUCCGAAAAAUGCUCCGUUUGCCCGGAGCCUGGAAAUGGCAUGCAUUUUGGUGCAUACACUUGUAGAGCGUGUGCAGCGUUUUUUAGAAGAGCCGCUCCUCGAAAUUCAUCAAAAAAGUGCAAAAAUCACCUAAAAUUUGCUCGAAAAUGUCGAUUUUGCCGACUCCAAAAAUGCUAUGAGGCUGGAAUGAAUUCGGAAAAGAAAGUGAUUUAUAGAUCCAUGGAACAAUUUGUGGGUCGCCCACAUUUCGUGCUAAGCUGUAAUCCGGAAAUUUUAAUUUUGAAAAAAGAUGUGAUUGAUUGUUGGCCGUUAUUGGAAAAGGCCGCAGGACUUAUAGACAUGGGCUCCGAAACCCCGCUAUUUUCAAAAAAUCGUCUAAUGAAACUUGCUCUUGCCCUUCAACAAUUUCAAGAAGCCCCUUCUAGUCAAGUUCGAUUUGUGGAAAAAAUGGGACAGAACGAAGUGAUGUCAUUUUUUGAAACGGACUUUUUGAGAGCCACCAAAUGGUUCACCUAUUUGGAUGAGUUCCGAUUUUUGGGAAAAGAGCAACAGAUUCUCCUAAUGCAAGGUGUCUGGCAUGUGUGGGCACGUCUUCAAAAACUUCAAAUGUCAGCAAUCGGCAGAAGGCGUGGAAUUUGUGACGACAAUAUGGUCAUGCUUCCUGGACACCAGCCAUGA
Caenorhabditis briggsae is the source of this 705-nucleotide messenger RNA. Gene Ontology annotation, molecular function: sequence-specific DNA binding; DNA-binding transcription factor activity; zinc ion binding. Bases 1 to 705 code for a protein of 234 amino acids. NCBI's taxonomy places the organism in Eukaryota, Metazoa, Nematoda, Chromadorea, Rhabditida, Rhabditidae. Gene Ontology annotation, biological process: regulation of DNA-templated transcription. The record is from RefSeq and is a predicted model, not a curated record. The transcript is spliced from 7 exons.